AUGGCGGUGGAAGACUCGGACCCAGAGGAUGCCAUCACCCAAGACGAGAUCCAAGGGACAGCUCCCGCGCCGUCCGCCCCACGGAACGCUUUCGCGGAGCUUAUGGCCCGAAAGCGCAAGUCCGAACCGGGCCCUGAACCAUCCAAGUCCUCCCGUAACAAGGUCUCCCGAAGCCGCGACGGCCUCGGCGCAUACAUCGAGAAUCCAUCUGCUUUCCCCGCCUCGCGUGUUAUAUACCACAACGACGACUUCGUCGCCAUAAACGAUCUCUACCCCAAAGCCAGCGUACACACGCUGUUGCUGCCCCGGUCCCCAAAACAUAACCUACUCCACCCAUUUAAUGCGUUCGAGGAUGUCGAGUUCCUCGCGUCGGUGCAGGAGGAGGUGCUCAAGCUCAAGGAUCUCGUGGCCAAAGAGCUGCAGCGGCGGUUCGGCAAAGGAAGCAGGGCAGAGGAGGCGCGGGAGGCCGUACUAGACGGGCGCGUCGAGCCGGAGGGUGGAGAGCUACCCAAGGGUCGUGACUGGCACGCCGAGAUCAUCACGGGGAUACAUGCGCAUCCCAGCAUGAACCACCUACACGUCCACGUGCUCUCGCGGGACAUGUACUCGGAGUGUAUGAAGCACCGCAAGCACUACAACUCCUUCAACACCCCGUUCCUAGUCGAUGUCGCCGACUUUCCACUAGCGGCUGACUACCCUAGGCGCCACCCUGGGCACGAGGGAUAUCUCAUGAAGAGGGAUCUUGUUUGCUGGAGGUGUGGCGAGAACUUUAAGAAUCAGUUUGCGAAGCUCAAAGAGCACUUGGCGGUCGAGUUUGUCGAGUGGAAAGGGGAAUAA
Colletotrichum spaethianum is the source of this 837-nucleotide messenger RNA. Its product is annotated as aprataxin-like protein. The record is from RefSeq and is a predicted model, not a curated record. Gene Ontology annotation, biological process: single strand break repair; double-strand break repair. Gene Ontology annotation, cellular component: nucleus. Bases 1 to 837 code for a protein of 278 amino acids. Gene Ontology annotation, molecular function: single-stranded DNA binding; single-strand break-containing DNA binding; mismatched DNA binding. The transcript has 2 exons. Lineage: Eukaryota; Fungi; Ascomycota; Sordariomycetes; Glomerellales; Glomerellaceae.